UCUAGGUGCGCGGCGGCCCCCAGGCAGCCGGCACAGUGCCCGCCCCGCCGCCACGAUGCCCAAGAGGAAGGUCAGCUCCGCCAAGGGGGCGGCGAAGAAGGAGCCCAAGAGGAGGUCAGCUAAACCCGCUCUUGCAAAAGUGGAAACGAAGCCAAAAAAGGCGGCGGGAAAGGAGAAAUCUUCAGACAAAAGAGUGCAAACAAAGGGGAAAAGGGGAGCAAAGGGAAAACAGGCUGAAGUGGCUAACCAAGAAACAAAAGACUUACCUGCAGAAAAUGGAGAAACUAAAAACGAGGAGAGUCCAGCCUCUGAUGAAGUAGGAGAGAAAGAAGCCAAGUCUGAUUAGUAUCAUAUCCCAUGUCUUACCAGUGGUCCCUGUCUCCCUUCUUGUACAAUCCAGAGGAAUAUUUUUAUCAACUAUUUUGUAAAUGCAAGUUUUUUAGUAGCUCUAGAAACAUUAUUAAGAAGGAGGAAAUCCCACCUCAUCCCAUUUUUUAAGUGUAAAUGCUUUUUUUUUUAAGAGGUGAAAUCAUUUGCCGCUGUUUAUUUUUUGGCACAACCAGAAAAUAGUGGGAUAUUGAAUAUGGGAGGCUUUGAUUGUCUUGGGUGUCAGCUUAACAUUCAUAGAUGGGGUAGUUUUUAUAUCCUAUAAUACCAAGCAUACUAAAUGGCAACUUGGAGUCAGUUGUGCAUUUAAUAUGUCUUGGACAUUUUAAAUUACUUCUAUUCCCAUGUUGUUUAUGCUAGAAUUGUUUCCUAAAGAAAACCACUCCUUGAUCUUGGCUCUCCCUGUCAGAAUUUUGUGCAUUCUGUAACAUGUUGGUUGUGGUAGUCCAGUUUCCUAGUAACCUUGUUAAUGUCUUGUGCAAGAUUGAAAAUUUGAGUAUGUAGUGUAUAUGACAUUAAAUUGUGAAUUAAUGGGA
This is a messenger RNA of Leopardus geoffroyi (Geoffroy's cat), 923 nucleotides long. RefSeq names its product non-histone chromosomal protein HMG-14-like. Lineage: Eukaryota; Metazoa; Chordata; Mammalia; Carnivora; Felidae. Gene Ontology annotation, biological process: chromatin organization. Gene Ontology annotation, molecular function: nucleosomal DNA binding. Bases 56 to 346 code for a protein of 96 amino acids. Gene Ontology annotation, cellular component: nucleus; chromatin. The transcript has a single exon. The record is from RefSeq and is a predicted model, not a curated record.